This is a messenger RNA of Ilyonectria robusta, 894 nucleotides long. RefSeq names its product acyl-protein thioesterase. Gene Ontology annotation, biological process: protein depalmitoylation. The transcript has a single exon. The coding region runs from base 1 to 894 and encodes 297 amino acids. Gene Ontology annotation, cellular component: cytoplasm. The record is from RefSeq and is a predicted model, not a curated record. NCBI's taxonomy places the organism in Eukaryota, Fungi, Ascomycota, Sordariomycetes, Hypocreales, Nectriaceae. Gene Ontology annotation, molecular function: palmitoyl-(protein) hydrolase activity; carboxylic ester hydrolase activity.
AUGUCGCAUUCCAAAACGUCAACACCGCCACGUUCGGCUGGCGACCCCAUCUUUGUAGUCGAGCCCCAGGCACCUCACACCCAUACUCUCAUUCUCCUCCACGGGCUCGGCUCCAAUGGCGAGAAGUUCGGAACAGAGCUUUUGGACACUGGAGUUACUUCAUCGGGCUGUAGGCUGACGGAGCUUCUGCCCGGGGCUCGCUUUGUCUUCCCUACAUCCAAACGUCGCCGCUCCAGCGCUUUUCGUCGCUCGAUGCUUACGCAGUGGUUCGACAUCGCCCGCCUUCCAGAUCCGUCUUAUCGCAAGGAGAUCCAGCUGGACGGCCUUGCUGAAUCGGCUGUGGAAAUUUUGGCCAUCUUGGAAGAUGAGCUCAAACGUGUUCCGGCUCAAAACAUCAUCCUCGGAGGACUGAGCCAGGGUUGCUCCAUGUCACUCGCAGUCCUUCUCUCCUUGGAAUACCCACUCGGCGGUUACAUUGGCAUGAGUGGCUAUCUUACUUAUCAAUCGGAUCUUGAGAUUGCCGUCGCAGAAGAUGAUUUCAUUGACGACCCUUUCUCAAAUGAUGACGAUCCUGCCCAACAAGACCCAAGUGUCAAAGCACAAACUUUCGAGAGAGAUCUGCAGUCCUUGAGCUACCUAGAACAGCCAACGAAAGAAAGAACCUCGUGUCGUACUCCCGUUUUUCUCGGACACGGGAGCAUUGAUGAAAAGGUUCCUUGCGCCCUGGGGGAAGCUGCGGCACAGGUCAUGCGGGAUUCGGGAUAUCAAGUAGAUUGGAAAUGUUACGAGAACCAGGGCCAUUGGUACAAGAUACCCGACGAAAUUGAUGACAUCGUGAACUUCAUUGUGUCACGGGUUGGGUGGGAAGUAGGCGCAAUUAAACAAUCUAAUUAG